GCGGGAACGGAGCCGGAGCCGCCGGUUCGGGAGCGCAGCUCAGGUGGCAGUGCCGGUGUCACCAUGCGGGCCGUGCUCUGGGAGCUGCUGCUGCUGCUGCUCUGUCUCUGCGCCCGCGCGCGCGGGGACUGCCGGGGGGACUGCGGGCACUGCGAGCGCCUGGGACAGGGACAGGGACACCGCCUCGACCUGCUCAUCUGCAUCCUGGAGUGCGAAGGCCAGGCCGUGCCCCGCGCCACCUGGGAGCUGUGCGCCGCCACCCUGCGAGCGUCCCCGCGUCCCCGCCGCCUGUCGGGCCGGCCCUGGCCCUCGGGCGCGUCCCCGUGGGCGCAGCCCCACCCGCAGCAGCAGCAGCAGCAGCAGCAGCAGUGGCGGCGCGAGGAGGAGGAGGAGGAGGAGGAGGAGGAAGGGCGGGAGGACAUUUCGCGGCGGCCGGGCGCGGCGCGGGCGGCCCAGGGCGUGCAGAAGCGCUACGGGGGCUUCAUCGGCGUGCGCAAGUCGGCGCGCAAGUGGAACAACCAGAAGAGGUUUAGCGAGUUCCUGAAGCAGUACCUGGGCAUGGCGCCGCGCUCCACGUUCCGGCACCGCCUCCCGGCCCGGCCGAGGCCCAAUUAACCCAAGCCCGGCUCGGGCCCGGCCGCGCGCGCUCCCGGCGGGACCCGAAGCGCUUCGGCUCCGAGGCCGCUCCUCGCCCGCCAAAGCUCCGCCUGCCCCGAGCACUCCCGAAGGCUCCCGAGCACUCCCGAAGGCUCCCGAGCGCUCCCCCGACGCUUCCCGAGCGCUCCCGAGGGCUUCCGAGGGCCCUUCCGACAGUUCCCGAAGGGUCCCGAGCGCUCCUGAGGGCUAUCCUGACGUUUCCCGGGCUCUCCCGACGGUUCCCGUCAGAUCCCACCGGUUCCCCGCCGGCUUCCCCGAUGGUUUCUGCCGGUUCCCGAGGGCUCCCCCCCUCCGGUUCCCGCCAGAUCCCGACGGUUCCCGAGC
Messenger RNA from Zonotrichia leucophrys gambelii, 981 nucleotides. RefSeq names its product prepronociceptin (gene PNOC). Gene Ontology annotation, molecular function: opioid receptor binding. The coding region runs from base 64 to 615 and encodes 183 amino acids. Gene Ontology annotation, biological process: sensory perception; chemical synaptic transmission; neuropeptide signaling pathway. The record is from RefSeq and is a predicted model, not a curated record. NCBI's taxonomy places the organism in Eukaryota, Metazoa, Chordata, Aves, Passeriformes, Passerellidae. Gene Ontology annotation, cellular component: neuronal cell body; axon terminus; dendrite. The transcript has 4 exons.